Molecule: messenger RNA, 1368 nt
Organism: Striga hermonthica
Lineage: Eukaryota; Viridiplantae; Streptophyta; Magnoliopsida; Lamiales; Orobanchaceae
Source: the annotation of a GenBank genome assembly
AUGGCCUCGAAGCUUCUAGGCAACGUUAUUCGCCGAGCCCUACUCAAGCCCGCCGCCGCCCUCAACCUUCGCCCACUUUCCACCGCCGCAUCCGUUGCCGCGGUCGAGCCUCUUGAGCAGGAUUCCGGUGGGAUAUCGAUGAAAGGGGUCAAAAUCUCCGGCAGACCCCUCUACCUCGAUAUGCAGGCAACGUCUCCGGUGGAUCCGAGGGUCCUCGACGCUAUGCUUCCUUACUAUGUCUCCCAGUUUGGAAACCCUCACUCGCGCACCCAUCUCUACGGCUGGGAAUCGGAGCAGGCCGUUGAAUCGGCCCGCGCCAAAGUCGCUGCCCUAAUCAACGCCUCCCCGAAGGAAAUCAUCUUCACCUCCGGCGCCACCGAGUCCAACAACAUCUCUGUCAAGGGCGUCAUGCAUUUCUACAGGGACAAGAAGCGCCACGUCAUCACCACCCAGACCGAGCACAAGUGCGUCCUCGAUUCCUGCCGCCAUCUGCAGCAGGAGGGCUUCGAAAUCACCUAUCUCCCUGUUAAGCCCGACGGGCUUGUAGACUUGGAGAAGCUUCGGGCUUCCAUCCGGCCCGACACCGGGCUGGUCUCCGUCAUGAUGGUGAACAACGAAAUUGGGGUGAUACAGCCAAUGGCGGAAAUUGGAAAAAUAUGUAAGGAAUUCAACGUCCCUCUGCACUCGGAUGCUGCCCAGGCUUUAGGUAAGAUACCGAUCGAUGUGAAUGAAAUGAACAUAAGCUUGAUGUCCCUUAGUGGGCAUAAGAUAUAUGGGCCAAAAGGGAUUGGGGCUUUGUACAUGAGGCGUAGACCGAGGAUCCGUGUGGAGCCUCAAAUGAACGGCGGCGGGCAAGAGAGGGGGAUUAGAAGUGGGACAGUACCGACCCCAUUGGUUGUUGGGUUUGGUGCUGCGUGUGAGCUGGCGAUGAAGGAACUGGAGUAUGAUGACAGGAGGAUAAAAUCAUUGCAAGAACGAUUGUUGAAUGGGAUUAGAGGGAAAUUGGAAGGCGUUGUAGUGAAUGGGAGUGAAAAAAGCCGGUACGCAGGCAAUUUGAAUCUUUCGUUUGCGUUUGUUGAAGGUGAGAGCUUGUUGAUGGGGUUAAAGGAGGUUGCUGUGUCGAGUGGCAGUGCUUGCACGAGCGCGAGUUUGGAGCCUUCGUAUGUGUUGAGGGCUUUGGGCGUGGAUGAGGACAUGGCCCACACAUCGAUAAGGUAUGGGAUAGGGAGAUUCACGACAGAGGAGGAGAUUGAUCGGGCGGUGGAGCUUACUGUUAAGCAGGUCGAGAAAUUGAGGGAGAUGAGCCCAUUGUAUGAGAUGUAUAAGGAUGGGAUUGAUAUCAAGAGCAUCCAGUGGGCACAGCACUGA